This is a messenger RNA of Lichtheimia ornata, 918 nucleotides long. RefSeq lists its product as uncharacterized. The transcript has a single exon. The record is from RefSeq and is a predicted model, not a curated record. Gene Ontology annotation, molecular function: nickel cation binding. Lineage: Eukaryota; Fungi; Mucoromycota; Mucoromycetes; Mucorales; Lichtheimiaceae. The coding region runs from base 1 to 918 and encodes 305 amino acids.
AUGCAUUUCUCUACAACAGCAUCUAAUAAACCAGGCAGUGGCACUUUGGUGUGCGAGUGCUCUGGCAACCGCGCUCAAUUCUCUCGUAUCCAUGCACAAUACCCCUUAAAGUUCGUACCAACAGGUGCACAUGCCAAUCGUCUAGGAGCUGUCUACAUGCUAAGCUAUGGUGGUGGCAUCGUCAGCGGCGAUCACUUUGACAUUGUCGUCCGAGUGGGUCCUCAAGCCAAGUUGCUGCUCAUGACACAAGGCAACACCAAGAUCUUCAAAGACAUCCAACGCAGACUCGGCCUCCCACCCUCAUCUGAACAGAUCAUCGCCAACUAUAUAGCUGCUGAUGCUACGCUCAUGCUGCUGCCUGAUCCCGUUACGUCCUUCAAGUUAUCGUCUUUUUGCUCACGCCAAACAUUCCACCUUGCUUCUGGUGCCUCAUCCAAGUUGGUAUUGCUCGACUGGUUCAAUAGUGGACGUAUCACACGUGGCGAGAGUUGGUUAUUCCAGCACUAUUCGAGUCGAAUUGAUGUCUUCGUCGAAGGCAAGCUUGUAUUGCGUGAUCAUAUGGCGCUCGAUGAUAAGACAAAAGAUCACAAGGGAAAUCAACAACCCAUGCCUGCCCCUUUGACAAGCUAUGCAGGUCAACUCGGUCCAUACACGUGCUUUGCAACUCUAAUCAUUGUCGGUGUCCCCGAAUCAAUCGAGAAACUCGAACGAAUGGCUGAAGAACAACGCUUUAUGGCAAGCACACAACACCGUCCUCUUUUAUGGUCAACAAGCCCCUUCCUCAAAGGCCGUGGAAUGCUUGUACGUGUCGCAGGAAUGACCACUGAACAAGUUCGGGACUUUGUAAAGUAUGAAUGUCUUCAAGAAGGUCUCAAACCCAUUGUGGGCGAUGGCAUGUUUUCCAAGGUACUCAUGUAG